AAAGAUGAGGACGAGGGGGAAGAAGAAGAGAAAAAGAAUAAGAAGAGGAAGAAGAAGAUGAUGAAAAAGAAGAAGAAGAAGAAGAAGGAGGAGGAGAAAAAGAAGAGGAAGAAAGAAAAGAGAAAGAGAGAGAGAGAGAAGAGAAGAGAAGAGAAGAGAAGAGAAGAAAUAAAUGACUAUGAUCUUCGCUUUACUAUAUUGUCUGUGUCUGAGUGCUAG
Penaeus indicus is the source of this 219-nucleotide messenger RNA. RefSeq lists its product as uncharacterized. The annotation marks the transcript as partial. The record is from RefSeq and is a predicted model, not a curated record. The transcript is spliced from 3 exons. Lineage: Eukaryota; Metazoa; Arthropoda; Malacostraca; Decapoda; Penaeidae.